Molecule: messenger RNA, 497 nt
Organism: Paramecium primaurelia
Lineage: Eukaryota; Ciliophora; Oligohymenophorea; Peniculida; Parameciidae
Source: the annotation of a GenBank genome assembly
AUGUUGUUGCUAUUUAUUUUCAUUGUGCCUCUCUUAAGUUAAACAUGUUUCAGUAAUAAAGCAGCUGUAGAUUGUACAUAUUUGAAAUGUUGUUCUCAAUAAGGAUACUGUGCUGUAAAUGAGAGUGAAUGUUAUUAUAGUGCUGAGAAAUGUAUAAAUAAAUAAGAUUACAAUUAGAUUCAUGUGAUUAUGCUGAAUGUGAUUAUUGUUGUAUUUAUAAUGGAGAUACUGUUGAAUGUGGUACUCAGAAUUAAUGUUUAGCUUGGAUAUUCAUAUUGUUAGGUUCUUGGUUAUUAAUGACAUUAAUUGUAAUAUUUGCAGCUAUUAAUCGUAAAAGAAAUGUAGCUACUCGUAUGAUUGUUAUUGCUGAAAAAGCUAAAUUAGUUGCAUUAGAUAAUUCAAGAAAAUCUAUUGUUUCAUAAAUAAUUGGAACAGAAGAAUAAUAAUAUGGGAAAGAAUUUUAAGUUAAUAUAGAUAAUUAUAAUUUGUAAUUAUGA